GCAUGCAGUGUUCAGAGCAGCGGCGGCCGGGAAGGAUUAGUCGCGCUCGGCUGUCCCAAUUUAUAUAAAUAACGGCGAGGGAAUCCAUACAUAUCAUACUCAUAGCGGAUGUUCACGUGCUCCUGUUGUAGUCCGCUAGUGGAGGGGAGGCAGUGCUCUAUCUAAAGUGCAGUGGCCAUCAUCGUCAGCAGCAGUACCGUGCAGUGGUAGGGAAGUGAAUGGUGGUGGUGGAAAAGUGUGCUUCACCCUAAGAUUGUGGUGGUGGUGGUGGCGGUGGUAGUAGUGGUGGUUAGGGGUGGAAAACGGACCCCUUCUGCUACCCCCCUCCUCCUCCCAUUUAUUUAAAACCUAGUUCUUCCCCCCCAACAAACCCUCAUUCAUUAUACCUGGCUGGUGUCGGUGCACUGAAGGGAGAUACCACUGAUAUUCCGGACCCAGGAACGAAACCCACACUGGGAAGGAUAUUAACACGGAUUUUCUACGAGUAACAAGGAUGGUGGGAGCAUGAGCGUGGCGAGCGUGGCGGCGGCCCCCGGGGGUCCUGGGGGCCGAGGAGCAGCGUGGGUGCGGUGGCGCGCGCCCCACCUGCUGGUGCUGCUGGUGCUGGCGGGUACCGGGUCUGGGGCGACCGGGAGCGGGGCGGGGCGGGGCGGGGCGCUGGCCAGGGAUUCUCUCUUCAUCGUGGAAACGUAUGAAGAUAAACCGUCGCAACAGUUCACCCACCUGACGGUGGACAAGAACACGGGCACGGUGUACGUGGGCGGCGUGAAUCGCCUGUACCAGUUGGACCCCAACCUGCGGCCGCUGCAUACUGUCGUCACCGGGCCCGUCAACGACUCCCUGGAGUGCUCGGCCUCCGCCAGCGACUGUAAGGGCGAGACUGCGGGCACCAUGAAAGCCACCGACAAUGUAAAUAAGGUGCUCGUCAUCGACUACAUCAGGUCGCGGCUGAUCGUGUGCGGCACGGUGCGGCAGGGGUCGUGUCAGGUGCGUGGCCUACACGACAUCAACAUCCACACCCGCAACGUGUCGGAGGCCAUCGUGGCCAACAACGCCACCGCCUCCACCGUGGCCUUCAUUGCGCCCGGUCCGCCCAACCCGCCCGUCACCCACGUGAUGUACAUCGGCGUCACGUACACGGGCAAGUCCGUGUACCGCGACGAGGUGCCGGCCGUGGCCUCACGCUCCCUGGAGGACGACCGCUUCUUUGAAAUCGCGGUGACGGAGGUGACCACCAGCACCCGCAUGCUGGUCAACUCCCUGGCGCGCGAGCGCUACCCAAUCACCUACGUGUACGGCUUCGGCUCCGAGAAGUUCAGCUACUUCCUCACCCGCCAGCUGGAGGACACCUACACGGGCUUCCCCUACAUCAGCAAGCUGGUGCGGGUGUGCCAGAACGAUUCGGCCUACUACAGCUACACCGAGAUCCCCAUCGAGUGCAAGGACUCGCAGGGCAAGCGGUACAACCUGGCGCAGGCGGCCUACGUGGGCAAGCCGGGCACGGACCUGGCCACCCAGCUGGGCAUCCAGACCAACGACGACGUGCUCUUCGCCGUGUUCUCGCCCUCAGACCCCUCAGAAGCAGAGGGCUCGGCGCGCCCUGCCGACGCCUCUGCCCUGUGUGUGUACAGCAUGAAGAGUGUGCGGCGAAUGUUCAUCAACAACAUCCAGGAGUGUUUCAGGGGCAAGGGCGACCGUGGCCUGGACUUCAUCUCGCCCUCGCAUCGCUGCAUAGAGACGAGGAUCAAAGACUUGAAUGAAGACUUCUGUGGAAUGGAUGUGAACACUCCACUUGGGGGAGAGCAACCAGUGGAGGGCCUGGCCAUCCUCACCUUCCCCACAAGACUCACAGCUGUGGCUGCCACCUCCACAGAGGUCUACACUGUUGUCUUCCUUGGCACGGCCCAUGGACAUCUCAAGAAGGUGGUAAUUGAGAACCAGAACAAUGCCUUGGAGUAUGAUGACAUCGUGGUGGACCGAGGCUCUGCUGUGAGGCAGGACAUGUUCUUUGACAAGGGUGGUGACCAUCUCUACGUCAUGACCAGCAACAAGGUCUCAAAGGUGAAGGCCCAAGAGUGCAGCAUCUAUGAGGGGUGCAACCAGUGCUUAGGGGCUCGUGACCCGUACUGUGGGUGGUGCUCACUGGAGAACAAGUGCUCCCUGCGUAGGGAUUGUCGCGAUGCCACUCAGGAUCCUCAGCACUGGGUCAGCUACAAGACAGGCCGCUGCACCACCAUCACUCAGGUCAUGCCAGACAAGCUGCAGCGCACAACGGCCAGAACGCUUUCUCUCAACAUUGACAACCUGCCAUCCGUGGAAGGCUCACUACAGUGUGUGUUUAGUGCCAUGAAUAAAGACCUGACCACUGAUGCCUCACGGACGGCCCAGGGAGUCUCUUGCACCACCCCAAGGAAUGACAUGCUGCCGGACAUCCCUCAGAACCAACAUCACUUCACAGCCAAGCUAUCAGUGCGCAAGUCAGAAGGUCCUGAGUUUGUAUCAACCAACUUCACCUUCUUUGACUGCAACACAUAUAGCUCGUGCACGGAGUGUGUGUCCUCACCUUUUCCCUGUGACUGGUGUGUGGACGGCCAUCGCUGCACUCAUGACUCAGCUGAGAACUGUCGCAACGAUGUCUUGGUUAAUGGCAUCAAUCGUGUGGGUCCCAGCAUCAGGAGUGGACCUGCCUUCUGUCCCCGAAUCAACUUUGUUGAGAGUCAAGAGAUCUUGGUUUCCUCAGGCACAGACAAGUCCAUCAAAGUCAAGGUGGACAACAUUGCGCAAUUCAUCACCCAGACACGAUUUGUGUGUCAAUUCAACAUCGAGGGUCGGGUCACCAGCGUCAGUGCCAACUUGCUAAGUGACACCAUCUACUGUGACCGCAUGGAGUUUGCCUACACCACUGCUGCCCCCUCCACCAAUGCCACCUUUGCUGUUAUCUGGGGUGGCUCCAAGCCUCUCGACAACCCCGAGAACAUUCAUGUGUUGGUGUACCAGUGUCAUCUGAUGGCUGACAACUGUGGCAUGUGUCUGAGCCUGCCAGAGAGGUACCGCUGUGGGUGGUGUCAGUCCACCAGCCGUUGUGAAGUGCAGGACAAGUGUGAUGGAGGCUCCUGGUUGGACCGUAAGCGUACCUGCCCCAUCAUAAAUGUGACAGACUUCUAUCCCAAGAGUGGACCGUGGGAUGGCGGCACCAAUGUCACCAUUGAGGGCAUCAACUUGGGGAAGAAGAUUGAGGACAUCUAUGAAGGCAUCACCGUGGCGGGCAUCACCUGUCAGCCGUACCGCGAGUCUUACGUUAAGACCAAGAGGGUAACGUGCAUGGUGGACUCCCCAGGUGUCAAUGACUUCAAGGAGGGACCGAUUUUGGUGAAGGUGAAGGGCGUUGAUCGUAUCGACAUGGCAGAUGGUUCCUAUAAGAUGGUUGAAAAGGAAUAUCGUGGUGAGAGUAUUGAGAAGUACAAGUUUGUGAACCCUGAGAUCACAGACAUCACACCCUCCUCUGGACCGAGAUCAGGAGGCACACUGCUCCACAUCAUUGGUCAUCACAUGAAUGCUGGGAGUCGUAUUGAGGCCUUCAUCAGUGACCGUCGCUGCAAGAUUCAGAGUGCUAAUGCUACAGUGGCCACUUGUAUCACCUCGGAUGCAUCCACACUGACUGAGGGAAAGAUUGCCAUGAACUUUGACAACGGCCGCCGCCAACUGGAAGGGAAGCUCUUCACUUAUGUAGAAGACCCCAAAAUACACACUGUGAAGAGCGGAAGGGCAGGUCAUCAGGCUGGAAUGCGCAACGGUCCUCGUGGCAUACCGUCGGGCGGCAUCGUCAUCACCGUGGACGGUACCAACUUCAAUGUGAUCAAGGAUCCGAAGAUGUAUGUUGUGUACAAAGGGAAGGAGUUCUCCAGUCCUUGUGAAGUGAAAAACUCAACUCGGAUGGAGUGUCGGUCGCCUGCCAUCUCGGUCUCUGCUAGCGAACGUAUCGACCAUGAAAAUGGAAUGCAGCUGGACUACGGCUUCCUCAUGGACCAUGUGAAGACUGUGCGCAACCUGAACAAAUCCCCAGACUUCCCUGACUUCAGGGUGUUCCCUGACCCACUGUAUCAUUCAUUUGAGGACGCCAACAGUGUGAAGCAGUACAAGUCAGAUUACCUGACCAUCAAUGGGAUAAACUUGGAUCGAGCUUCACAGGAAAUAGAUGUGGAGGUGUUGAUUGGUGCAGAGUCCUGCAAUGUGACCUCCCUCUCCAGGUCACAGCUCACAUGUCGCCCACCAAGAGAACAGCCAGAGCCACUGGAUGGUGACGAUUUGCCCCAAGUAGUGGUGAAAGUUGGCAAUAAUCUCAUGUAUGAAAUUGGAUUCCUGGAGUAUGCAUCUAACACCAACGUGGGAACACUGUCCAAGCAGCUGAUCAUUGGCCUGUCUGUGGGAGCAGUGUUGCUCAUCUUGAUUCUAGUGGUGUGCCUCAUUGUGUACCGCCAGAAAAGCAACCAAAACUCACGUGUCCUUAAGAGCAUGCAGGAACAGAUGGAUGUGUUGGAGCUUCGUGUGGCUGCUGAGUGUAAAGAAGCAUUUGCUGAGUUGCAGACAGAGAUGACUGACCUCACCAGUGACCUGAUUGGUGGUGGCAUUCCCUUCCUUGAUUAUCGCACGUAUGCCAUGAAGAUCCUAUUUCCAAACCUAGAAGAGACCACCGUACUACAGAUGGAUCGUCCUGACUUGGCCCGCAAAGAGAAAGGUCUCAAACUAUUUGGCCAGCUCAUCAUGAACAAAACCUUCUUACUACUUUUCAUACGCACUCUUGAGUCCAACCGUUACUUCUCUAUGAGGGACAGAGUGAAUGUAGCUGCACUCAUCAUGGUGGCAUUGCAGGGCAAGAUGGAAUAUUGUUCUGACAUUCUCAAAACUUUGCUGGCAGAGCUCAUAGAGAAAUGUAUUGAGGGCAAGAUCCAUCCCAAGCUCCUCUUCAGGAGGACUGAGAGUGUGGCAGAGAAGAUGUUGUCGUCCUGGUUCACAUUCCUGCUGUACAAGUUCCUGAAGGAAUGUGCUGGGGAGCCCCUUUACAUGCUGUUCCGGGCCAUCAAGCAGCAGGUUGACAAGGGCCCCGUGGAUGCUGUCACCUCAGAGGCACGUUAUUCCCUGUCUGAGGAGAAGCUCAUCAGACAGAGCAUUGACUUCAAGGAGAUGACUGUGUAUGUGUCCAUGUGCAACUUCUAUGCGGGUGGAGUGGAUGGACCCAUGGAGGGAGGAGAGACACCUGUCAAGGUACUGGACUGUGACACAGUGUCCCAGGUGAAGGAGAAGUCCUUGGACGCCAUCUAUCGCUCUUUCCCGUACUCCCAGCGACCACGCCGGGAGGACCUUGACCUAGAGUGGCGUACAGGAACUUCAGGCCGCCUCAUCCUGUAUGAUGAUGACUCCACAACACGACCUGAUGGAGGCUGGAAGAAGCUCAAUACACUGGCUCACUAUAAUGUGCCAGACAUGGCCCAGCUAACUCUCAUACCCAGGCAGUCCUCAAUAUACAAUUACAUGUCAAUCCUCUCCGACAAGUCUGAUAAAUCCCACAAAUAUGAGACGCUCAACAUGAACAAGUAUGCGUCUGGCAGCCCACCACUAUCUCGCGCUACCUCACCCCUUAACCAUGACAAUGAGGCCGGGGUCAAGGUAGGAGCAAAGGUGUGGCAUCUAGUGAGGCAACAAGAGUCAGAGCAGCGGGAGGGGGAACGCACCAACAAGAUGGUGUCAGAAAUCUACCUCACCCGCCUCCUAUCCACUAAACUAACACUACAAAAGUUUGUCGAUGACCUGUUUGAGACUAUCUUUAGCACGGCUCAUCGUGGCUCAGCGUUGCCAUUGGCCAUUAAAUACAUGUUUGACUUCCUUGAUGACCAAGCUCUCCAGCAUGGCAUUACUGACCCAGAGGUGGUACACACAUGGAAAAGCAACAGCUUACCUCUACGCUUCUGGGUGAAUCUCAUCAAGAAUCCAAACUUUGUAUUCGAUAUCCACAAGUCAAAUAUUGUAGAUGCUUGCCUUUCUGUGGUGGCCCAAACCUUCAUGGAUUCCUGCUCCACCUCAGACCACAGAUUAGGCAAGGACUCCCCAAGCUCCAAGCUCCUUUAUGCCAAGGACAUCCCCAUCUACAAGGAAUGGGUGGAACGUUACUACUCGGACAUCAAAAUCAUGCAGCCCAUCUCAGAUCAAGACAUGAAUGCUAUGUUAGCAGAGGAGUCCAGGAUGCACACCACCGAGUUCAACAGUCUGGCAGCCCUUGCUGAGUUGUAUAACUAUGCCUUCAAGUACAGUGAUCAGCUCAUCCUGACACUGGAGGAGGAUGAAUUCUCCACAAAAAGCCGCCUGGCCUAUCGACUGGAGCAGGUCCACAGCAUCAUGACCACUGACCACGACUGACAGGACGCCCCCCCCGCCCCUGGCCCCGGCCCUGACCAGGCUCAAACCCAGCAGUCCCAACAGCAAAGGGGUCCCUCCUCUGGUACUGCAGCCCCUGGCUCCUAUUCACCUCCUGGCCCAUAUGGGGGCUCUCCACCACAUCAUGUGUACCCUGGAGGUGGCAAUUAUGGUGUGUCACCUCCCCAGUCUGCUGUGUAUGAGGGGCAGCUGGAGACCGUGUUUACUUAUCGUGGCCAAGAAGGUGGCCCAGGGGGUCCGGGGGGCCCAGGUGGUGUAGAUGGCAGUGUGUAUGGCCUGUAUGGAGUGCCCCAGCAUGCCAGACUCUCCCCAGGAGCCUAUGGUUCAGCCCAGUUUCCUGGCCGGGGUGCUCCUCAAGUGUAUGAGUUUGAAUAUGAGGAGCCCAGGUUCACCUGAGGCUCCGCCCCAUCAGGAGGAAGGUUUGUCUCUGCUCAAAAAGGGUGUGUGGGCGGUGUGUCGGGGCCAGCAGAAGAGGCCCACCCCACACCCCGUCCUGCCCUGGGGCCGGCAUAAAGUAGAGCCCCACAAUGAACCUAUUAGUGGUGCGCUGCAGUGAGCAUAGUGGUGCCAGGAGUGUGUCAAGUGGUGCCCUGGACAGUGUGUUGAGUGGUAACCUGUGCAAGCAUCUGUUGGUGCCCCGGAAGAAGCUUAGUAUUGCUCCGAAAUGAGCAUGCAGUGGUGCCCUGGAGGAAGCACUGGUGUUGUGCUCCACAGGAAGCUUAGUGGUGCCCUGGAGUGAGCAACGAAUAUGUGUCGCAGGAACAAGUUAGGGAUGAGUGGAACAGAAGCAGCAAGACAAUUUUUUUCUUCUCUCACACAAAUUAUGCACAACAGUACACCCCUCCCAACCCCUCCCUGCCACCUCAGUGCACCAAGACAAGAGUCUCAUGGCAGUAUAGGAUCAGGAAGCAAACUUUAAAUGGCAUUUUUUUCUAUACUUUUGUAUUUAACUCAUUAGACAUUGAGAAGAAUUAAUUAUUGAACUUGGUGCUUAUAUCCCCUUCUUCCUUAUGUUUGUGUGUAUGUAUGUGUGAUUGUUGUGUGUGAGUAUGCAUUUGUGCGUGAGCUUGCAUGCAUGCAUCCGUGCAUGUUCAUAAGUGCAUACUUAUAUGUGCUUACUGACAUGAAUACAUGCAUGCUUGUCUGCAUGUGUGGUCACCACUAGAUCUGCCCCAGAAUGAGAACCAAGUCUCUAUGUUAGUCAAGAAGUCAAUUGUGUACGUAUGUCAGAUCUAAUGUAAAGAUUCAUUGCUUUAAAUCAUCACAAUGUAAUUAGCUGCUAUUCUGGGUUAAUUUUUAGGUAUUAUCCAUUUUGUCUUCCACCAAGGACUGACUGUAGUAGCCAUAGGGGCAACAAAACAGAUGCCUGGCAUGGUCCAGGCAGCAGAGUGAAGGAGUGAGAGAGCAUGAAUGUCAAUGGGGAGUUCAGCGUGCCACAUUUUAUUACCCCAUCAGUGAGUCAAUAUUUUGCACUUGUAAAUUUUGAAUUUCCAUAUGUGAUAUUUUUAAUUAAUCCAUUAUCAAGAUUGCUUCUGUGUGAGUUCUCCCUCACCUGUCUCCCUCCCCCACCUUCCCAAUAACCACAACACUGACCACCACUCCCACCAACACCACCACCACAACAACAACAACAACAACAACAAUAAUGUCACCAUCACCGCCGCCACCACAGGAGUCGGGCUUCACGCCAAUUCUCAGACGUCAUGGAAACACCUGUUCUCCUACAGUGGAACAGCCAGACGAUCUUCAAGCCACCUCAUCCUCCUGAGGGAACCAAGCCGCCACAAUAAGCUCUCAUCACACCAGGUGGAGGAGGCUACCCUCUAUCUGGCCCCCUAGAAAGUGGCUGGAGGACCUCACCGCCGGGAGUGAAGUGUGCGUCAUCCUCACCUAUUCAGACACCAAACUCAGUAGCAGCAGCAGCAGCAGCAGGAGAAGGAGGAGGAGGAAGCCAGACUGUAGCAUUUACUUGGACACUGUUGAAGCUGUUUUCACUGUACCCUGUAAACCCCACCUCCCAUCAUCCCUGCCUCACAUCCCCCAUCAGAGCCUCCCAGGCCCCCCCCUCCUCAUCCCACUGCCCCUACAGCAUUUAUUCAAGAGCGGGACUGACUAUAGCAAACCAUUUACUGCGCUCGAAAUAAUAUUAAUAAUGUUAUUAAUAAUAAUAAUAAUAAUAAUAAUAGGCUUCUGUCUGUCCGAGGUAACACUUCUCCUGUCCUGACCGCAUCAUCAUCGCCAUCAUCACUUUGAGCUGCUCUGUUGCGCUAAAAACCAUAAAAAAAUAAUAAAUAAUAAAUAAUAAUAAUAAUAAUAAAAACUUUUCAGAUGUUUCAAGUUUCAUGUGAUAUUUCUGUGUACGAAAUGUGUGUGCGCGUGCGUGUGUGCGCCAACUGUUACUGCCAUGUGUGUGCGUGUGUGCGCGCGUAAGAAAACAAAGAAGGAGCAGCAGGAGGGAGCAAUGUGCGUGUAUUGUCUUGGUGUUCAAUGGACCUCUUCUAAGCUUCUUUUUUGACGUUGGGUUGCCUGCAUGGAGAAGAGAAACGUAAUCAAUUCCCCUGCCCGCCCCGCCCGCCCCCAAGAGGUUUGGUUCUCACACGUGCGUUGCCGUGACCCUCGGGAUGCACUGCAGGAGCCUCAGUCCCGUGGCGGCUCGGAGGCCACGGCUGGACGGAGAAGUUUUUGUGUCCUUUUUUCAGAUGUCGUCUCGGUGUCGGGUGUGUAGGGAGGAGGUGUGUGUGUGCCAAUUCCAGGGCCAAGCUGAUGCCUUUAGCCCCUUUUUUUCUGUAAUUUUGUUUUUUAUAUUACAUGUAAUUUUGCAGGUCUUUUGUUAACCUGUUGGCAUCAUCCUACUUGGUGCAGAUUGUCAAGGCAAGAAACUUUGUGAUGGUAGUUUAGCCCCAAGUUUUUGAUGACUUUUUAACAAUAAAUUUUGAAGUUGUCUGCCACAUUUUUUUUUUUUUUUUUUUUUUUUUUUAUCAUUAUUAUUGUUCAUAUAACUAUUAUUUUCAUGCAAGAGGAGAAAAUUUUCAUGCACAACAUUUUGACACAAAGUACUUAUGGCACAGUUUUUUGUAUAGAUGAAGUAGCGCACAUGACUGCAGCAACAUAGCAGAUCUACUGCAUGCACUGCAUUUUUAACUCAAGUAUAUAAACAUUGUUACAUGAUCCUCAUAAGGCACAAAUCACAUAGUAUUGCCAAACCUCAAUCCCAGACUUGGCAAAAGCUUUCUGUUGGGUGGGAUGCAUACUCAUUGAUGAGCCAGUGGUGGGAGUGAGUGUGUGUGUGUGCUUCAAAUCACCAUCACAUCACUAACAUAGGAAAUUUUAUUUCUGAUGUAGUCAGAAUGCAUUAUGUAAAUGGAACAUCUGGUAAAUAACAUUCAAGCAGUAUUGAGUUACCUACUAUAAGCAAAGGAAAUGCUGUCAUCAUGGACAAAUACUGUGAUGAUUGUCAAGUCAUAUUAUCAAGUUUAGUACAAACUGUUAAGUGUUGUUCCCACUGUCAUGACUAUUUUAAAUGAGCAUUCUCUUUUAUCAUUUUUCUGCUGAUUUUAUCAGUAUUGAUGGCAGAUGUAACCUUUUGAUGGAUCAAAGACAAAAAUGUAACUACAUAUGUAUUGUAAUAGGGGUAAAAGUGACAAUCUUCCACAUCAACAAAAAAGGCAUCAGCUUCCCUGCCUGUAGUCUUCACGUCCAAUACUUCGCCUGUGAGAGGUGAGCCCAGAAGAGACAGAGAGAGUAAGGGAGAGAUAGAGAUCAAGUGUGUGUGUGUGUGUGUGUUUGAGAGAGAGAGAGAGAGAGAGAGAGAGAGAGAGAGAAAGGCGCUAACAUUUUGAAAUUAUGAUUCCUUUAUCAUUUCAAAUUUUUUUUUAAAAGCUGUGUGUGCUGCACUUGUGUAUAUUAAUGAUUUCCUGUAUAGUUCCUUUGUAUUAUAUUAGUACUUGUAAGAAAGAAGAAGAAGAAAGUCCCCAUUUGAUACAAUCAUUACUGGUAUUAAUUAUUAAACUUAAAAAUACAAGUAAUACGAUGUUAAUAUACAAAUUCUAUCACUGUAAUAAGGAGCAACACUGUACAUACGGAGGGACGAUGCCGGCUGGCGGACUCUUCAUUAUCUCUCUGUAUUACACAUUCUGGGGCCGAUACCAGGAAGUUGUUGUUUUUAGAUUCCUGUUGUAAUUUAUAUUUUUACAGUUAUUAUUAGUGCUCUUUUGCUGUUCUGGACUUGUGUGUGACGACAUCUUUGUGGCUGAGUGAGACAUUGACUUUGUUUUAAUACUCAGAAGUUCCUGAUUUUUUUUUAUUGGAGGUGUGUAAUAAAAGAUAGUUGUAAUUAAUUUUUAUGUGUUAUAAAGAAUGCAAAUUUAAAGUUUUUAUUCCUACGUUUAUAAUUCCAUUAUCCACUAGUAGAAAUUUUACUUUAGACAAACAGACUCCACAUGGAUACAAUUGAUUUGUGUGUUGUGUCCCUUUGUAUACAUAUACCUAUAUACAUAUACAUAUAUAUUCUGCAAUAUUUUCCCCACGACGAGUUGCUGGAACACUGGUGACUCACUCGGCCUCUCGUCACAUCCCGCCCUGGUCUAGUCUAUCGCCGCCGGCCGCCCUCUGCUCCCCUCCCCGCCUCCCACUGUACAUCAGGCACCAUGUUAUGUGUAUGUCGAGUAUGUGUUUCAUAUAAAUGGAUAAAUAAAUUUUUUCACUGUAAAGA
Portunus trituberculatus (swimming crab) is the source of this 11140-nucleotide messenger RNA. It is a transcript of the gene PlexA, whose product is annotated as plexin A3-like. The record is from RefSeq and is a predicted model, not a curated record. Gene Ontology annotation, biological process: negative regulation of cell adhesion; regulation of cell migration; motor neuron axon guidance. Gene Ontology annotation, molecular function: semaphorin receptor activity; protein binding. Gene Ontology annotation, cellular component: semaphorin receptor complex. Lineage: Eukaryota; Metazoa; Arthropoda; Malacostraca; Decapoda; Portunidae.